Molecule: messenger RNA, 3885 nt
Organism: Lodderomyces theae
Lineage: Eukaryota; Fungi; Ascomycota; Pichiomycetes; Serinales; Debaryomycetaceae
Gene: RPO41
Product: DNA-directed RNA polymerase
Exons: 1
Coding region: 1-3885 (1294 amino acids)
Biological process (GO): mitochondrial transcription
Cellular component (GO): mitochondrial DNA-directed RNA polymerase complex
Molecular function (GO): mitochondrial promoter sequence-specific DNA binding; DNA-directed RNA polymerase activity
Source: RefSeq, a predicted model, not a curated record
AUGUUGGGGCUCAAUAGAUCAUUACUACAAAAGUGUGCCAGGGCAAGGCUACAACUCAAAGCAAAGAGCGCUAUCCGAGAACAUACAUCCAUAGCAACUAACCCUGGAUCAAGUACAAUACCAACCCCGUCACUUUUUGCAAGUCGAUUUCUUCAACCUUUGAAGGAGAUAAACAACACCAGAGACAACUUAGUUGUCAACAGCGCCAACAAGAUCACAAGUUCAUCAUAUUUGGACCUACUACCCGACGCAUACGAAAUUGAAGAAUCAGACAGAGAAAAUAAACAUUAUACUUCCAAAACUGAUGAUGUCACGAGGAAACCAUAUGAAAGGGAAAUCAAUUACUUGAGAAACAUGUUAGAGUCAUUUUCGGCCGAAAGUUUCUUUGAGCGUACAUUUCAAAUCUUGAAAUCGUUGUCAAAAUUGGUGAAUCAAGAAGAGCUCACUCAGUUUGGUAAUAGGUCCUUAGAAGCAAUAACGCGAGACCCUUCUAUGAAACCAGAGGCUGUCAAGAAAGUUAUCAAACAAAUGGAGGAGUUUUGCAAGUUCAAACCUGAUGAACGUACUGAAGCCAUUGUUUUGAAGAGUGUUGUCCAAAAUGGUGGUGACUUGAACGCUUAUUUUGCUAAUUUGAAGGAUAGGCGACUGAUUAAAAAGAUUUUACGCAAUACAGACGUAAUUGGAGCUGACAAUAUGUUUCAAAUUUUUGACUCCAAGGAUAUAGAUAUAUCUUGUAUCCCUGGGGAGUUGAUGGAAGUAUACAAGAAUUACAAGUUGAACCAACAAGAUGGUGAAGUGGUAGAAGAUACGAUCAAGCUACAGCAAAACAUCGAAAUUAAUGCAUUGGACAAGGAAAACUUGGAUGAAUUGUUACCAGUGGACUCGUUUGGGUUGAAGGUUGUCAGACAUUCCUUACUAGGUCUCAAACCAAACCCCGAGCUAGCUGUUCAUUUCACAAGCGAGAUCGAAGAGAUUGUAGCAGAUUUGGGCGAAGAAACAAGAAAGGAAAUAAAAGAUGGGAAACUCAACUAUCAUGACAUUUAUAAACGAUUGCAAACAGAUGAACAGAGGACAACAUACGAUGAAGCUCUUGAAGCGUUCAAUAUGGAGAGACAAAGACAAAUUGAAAUUCGAGGCAUAGAAGGAGCAAAAGAGAAAUGGAAGCACGACUUUGAAGAAGCACAAAAAAGAGGGGAUCUCAACUUGAACAAAAGCAUGAAUGCACAAUGUUACGACUGGUACCAAAAGCUAAUACCAUUGAUUGAAAAAGAACACGAAUUGUGUAAAGCUUUGUUGAACGAUGAGAAAGUAGAGUCCAAAGAUGAUAUUACAACAGCCAAAGAGCGAGCAUUUUAUGCCCCAUUUUUGAUCAAAGUUGGGGCUGAUAAAGCAGCCGUUAUAACAAUUUUGGAACUUUUGAAAUUGAAUGCCAGUGGUGGUACAUAUGGAGGAAUGAGAGCAGCUAAAGCGGUUGAAUCAGUGGGAAGGGCUAUUGAACAGGAAUUUCGGUCAAGCAAUUUGGCAAAUCAGGAAUACAAGAUGUCUGUUAGUCGAAAAGUGGCUGGAUCAUCCCAAAUGAAGAAUAUUGUUCGCAAAUCAAUCGACUCUUUGGAAGAAGAGGAUCCAGAAUGGGAUCGUGCUACGAGAACGAGAGUUGGUGGAGUUUUGAUUUCAUUUUUAAUGGCUAUAGCUAAAGUCAAAGUUAGAAAACAAACAUCAAAUGGACCAAUUGAAGAUUACCACCCAGCAUUCUACCAUGGUAUGCAAUUUCUAGGAGGUCAAAGAUUUGGAGUUAUCAAGGUACACAAUGAAAUUUUCAAGCACUUGUCAGGCACAUCGUUUAUCGAAACCAUUCAACCACAAUCGUUGCCCAUGUUGGUGAAACCAAGACCAUGGGAGUCAUUUUACGGAGGAACUGGAUUGUAUUCAAAGAGCCCCUUGGUCCGGAUGAAAGAUGCUCCGGAAACUGAAGCUUACGUUAAAGCAGCCGCAAAGAGAGGUAACUUGCAAGAAGUAUUUGAUGGGUUGAACGUAUUGGGAACCACUGCCUGGACCAUCAACAAAAAGGUGUUUGAUGUGAUAUCCCAUUAUUGGAACAAAGGUGAUGAGUUUCUCACAAUCCCGCCAGUUCUAGAGUCAGCGAAAUUCCCGCCUAAAUUGAGCCCCGAUGCUGAUCCUUCUGAAAGGUUUGAUCAUGCAAAAGCCACCAUCAAAGCAGUCCGCGAGUUUUCUUCCCUGAGGUCUCAACGGUGCGAUUACAACUAUAAGCUUGAAAUCGCACGUGGGUUCAUUGGAGAAAAAUUGUAUUUCCCACAUAAUCUCGACUUUAGAGGUAGAGCAUAUCCAAUAUCGCCUCAUUUGAAUCAUUUGGGUGGAGACUUGACUAGAUCAUUGUUCUUAUUCUGGGAAGGUAAAGAGUUGGGAGAACGCGGAUUGGAAUGGUUAAAAGUCCAAUUGGCCAAUGUUUAUGGUGUUGAUAAAGCACCCAUUCUGGAGCGAAUCCAAUUUGCUACUGAUCACAUAGAGGAGGCCAUAAAGUCAGCUAAGGAUCCCUUGAACCACAAGUGGUGGACCAAAGCCGAAAAACCAUGGCAAGCAUUGAGUGUUUGUUUUGAAUUAGCCGAGGCGUAUGCAUUGCCUGAUCCCACGAAAUUUGUAUCUUAUUUGCCGGUACAUCAAGAUGGUACAUGUAAUGGACUUCAACAUUAUGCUGCAUUGGGUGGUGAUAUCGAAGGUGCAAACCAAGUCAAUUUGAAUCCAUCUGACAGACCUCAAGAUGUGUAUACAUUUGUUUCUAAAUUGGUUCAAAAUAGAGUCAAUGCUGAUGCUGAAAAGGGUCACGAUAUUGCCAUCUUUUUCAAGGAUAAAAUCAAGCGAAAAGUUGUUAAGCAAACUGUUAUGACUAAUGUGUACGGUGUUACUUUUGUUGGUGCGUUGGCACAAAUUAAGAAGCAAGUGGCUCAACAUUUUGGUGAAGAUCAAGAUGGGCAUAUAUACACCAAGUACCUCACCAAACAAGUGUUUGAAUCGAUUAGAGAGUUGUUUGAAAAUGCUCAUUUGAUUCAAGAUUGGUUAGGUGAAGCCGCGAAAAGAAUAAGUAAGUCAGUGUCGCUUGAUUAUGGUGAGACAUCAAACAAUCAAGUUGAGUUACAUUCUUCAGCAGUCAUUUGGACAACCCCCUUGGGUUUGCCUUGUGUGCAACCAUAUCGAGUAAACAAACAUCAUUCAGUUAAAACUUCGGUUCAAGAUGUGCUCAUUUCAAAUCCAUCAGGAACGUCAACGAUUGAUUCUCGAAAACAACAAGCCGGAUUCCCACCAAAUUUCAUCCACUCACUAGAUGCAACACACAUGUUGAUGACAGCGACUAAUUGUGGAGAAUCAGGUUUACAAUUUGCAUCAGUACAUGAUUCCUUCUGGACCCAUGCUGCCAACAUCGAUGCCAUGAAUGAGAUAUUGCGUGAACAAUUUGUUAGAUUACAUACGCAAAACCUUGUUCAAAUUCUCCGUGAUGAAUUUGUUGAGCGGUACCAGAGAUCGUAUCAAAUUUUGCAUAUCCCAUUGACUCAUGAAUUGACACACAAGAUUAAAGCGAUCAAGAAACAAUGGGCAACAUCAAUCAAAAGAGCGGUUACAAUAACUGAUGAGUUGUAUAUGGAAAGGAAAAGAUUGGAGAUGUUGCAAUCAAAUAAUCCUGAAGAAGUUGAAGCUGCUAAACGAAUGGAAACUACCAUUAGUGUAGUUGACGGUUACAAUCCAUAUGAGUUUUGUCAACCAAUUAAACGCAAGGCUUAUGAUAUCUUGGCGCCAAUCCAAUUUCCUGAAGUUCCACCAAAAGGUCAAUUCGAUGUACGAAAAGUUAAGGAUUCUCAUUACUUUUUCUCAUAG